Messenger RNA from Drosophila ficusphila, 265 nucleotides. RefSeq lists its product as uncharacterized. The record is from RefSeq and is a predicted model, not a curated record. The transcript has a single exon. Lineage: Eukaryota; Metazoa; Arthropoda; Insecta; Diptera; Drosophilidae. The coding region runs from base 36 to 182 and encodes 48 amino acids.
CCUCUCGGCCCUUGAGUUGAAUCGCAAAUUGCAAUAUGAUUGCCACAACGGUGUGCUUUUACCUGGUGCUUCUGGCCAUCCUCAUGGUGUUCCUGUCCCCCUCUGCGGAGGGCUGCUUCAUCCUGCUGGCGUGCCUGCUGGGGUCUCCAUAUUGUCCGUUCAACACCACCUCGUCUGGAUAAAAGUGUUACUUAUCUGCGCUAUGCCCUCCCACACCCAAUAAAUAUGAUAAUGCAUUGAAAAUACAUUAGAUCAUGAUAACAGA